This is a messenger RNA of Drosophila subobscura, 1106 nucleotides long. RefSeq lists its product as uncharacterized. The coding region runs from base 304 to 561 and encodes 85 amino acids. NCBI's taxonomy places the organism in Eukaryota, Metazoa, Arthropoda, Insecta, Diptera, Drosophilidae. The record is from RefSeq and is a predicted model, not a curated record. The transcript has a single exon.
AUUAGUUCUAGUGAGUCUGUGAAAGUGUGAGCGACUGCGACUAUCGGACGACGAUUUCUGUUCACGCGCGAUCAAUUGGCGAACCGCAGGCGGAUCAACUGGUCACUAAUUUCCGAGAACAGCCACAAGAAAUAAGAAAUAAGAAGCACUCCCACACACAAGCAGCAGUAAAAAAAGAAAAGCUUACAAAUAAAAAUAGCUGGCAGAUCGAAUAAGUAGUUUGGAAUUAUCCAUCCAGCAAUCCGUAUCCAUCCAUCGGUCGGGGCUCUACCAGCCAACCCAUCCAAGCAAACCACGUGCAAUAUGUCGCAUCAGUGCAGCUGCGGUCGCGAUCUCAACAACAACUACGUCUCCUACACGAGCGCCUACGCCAAUGCGAACACGGGUCUGGACCGCGAGACGGCGGCCAACGGCGGCGGCAAGUCCAGCGCCUCGCACCACACACAGCUGACGGCCAAGGUGAUGUUCGGCACAGUGGGCGCCAUCAAGGAGUUGCGCGACAAGGAGCAGCAGCAGACACGGCACGCGGCAACAACGCGCGCCGGGGAGCGACGCAACUGAAAGUGAAUCUGGGAUGGGAUGGGAUCAAAUGGGAUGGAAUGGGAUCGGAUCGGAUGGUAGGAGGAUAAUAGAUGCUGGACGCGGGCGUCGUCGGGGUUGUGUUUCGAGUGCUGUGCAGUGGGUUUUAGGGGAUUUCAGAUUGCGUUGGAUCCUGUCCUGUCCCGUCCCGAUCCUAAAUCCCACACUGGAUGCGGCUGCUUGGGUGAUGUUAGAGGCUUCAAAGGUGUUUACGGGGGCAGAGCAAUUUUGCGGAUUUGCUGGAUGAGUGUGGCCAACAAUUAAGAAAGACAUUCCUUCUUUAUACAAACAAACAAAAAAACUAUCAAAAAAGAAAAAUCUAGAAAAAAUCAACCACAAAAAAAAAAUUGGAACUAAAAACAUCACAUAUUUAUACGAAUAUCUGCCACACUGUAACUCUGUCAGUGCAUCCUAUUACUUUCAACUGUCUCUCUAUAUCUCUCUCCAUAUGUACACUGUAUGAUAAUAUCCUUCAACCAGUUCAUGCUCCUGUUCCUUCAGUUACUAAUUUUCGAUAGUUCAUCUGA